Molecule: messenger RNA, 2041 nt
Organism: Carassius auratus (goldfish)
Lineage: Eukaryota; Metazoa; Chordata; Actinopteri; Cypriniformes; Cyprinidae
Product: egl nine homolog 1-like
Exons: 5
Coding region: 244-1314 (356 amino acids)
Biological process (GO): cellular response to hypoxia; peptidyl-proline hydroxylation to 4-hydroxy-L-proline
Cellular component (GO): cytoplasm; nucleus
Molecular function (GO): ferrous iron binding; L-ascorbic acid binding; peptidyl-proline 4-dioxygenase activity
Source: RefSeq, a predicted model, not a curated record
UAGUGCGCAUGCGCAGAUGGUUGACGUGCGAUGAGCGCUGAAGAAAAGGAACGGCCGGCGCCAUGCGCUGAGACUUCACAAGUGUCAAAACAUAGAUGUCGCGGGAAUGUGAGAGCAUCACGUUGCCCUCCGUAAACUGGAAUGAAAACGGCAGCGGAGGCACAGGGGCAGCGUUUCUGUCAAUUUCGACUGUGGAUACUUGUAGUGAAGUUACAGGCUGAUACAGUAAUAGAGCGCUGAGGCAUGGAGGGAAACUCCAGGGAAAGCGAGCGUCUGGAGCGGGAGCGCCAGUACUGCGAGCUGUGCGGGAAAAUGGAGAACCUGAUGAAGUGUGGACGGUGCCGCAGCUCGUUCUACUGCAGCAAAGAGCACCAGAGACAGGACUGGAAGAAGCACAAGCGGGUGUGCAAAGAGGCCGAUAAGCAGCAGUUGCCACAGCCGCCGGCUGAAGAGCGCAGCGCUUUACAGUACAACACUUCUCAGAGUAACGUUAACUCUACCGCUGCGUCUCCCGGCGAAAGAAUGACAGAUUUUAUCAAGUCCGCCACGGGCUCUGACACCAAACCGACCCCAGACAGUUUGAAACCCAACGGACAGACGCGGUCACCUCCUCAGAAGCUGGCCACGGACUAUAUCGUGCCCUGCAUGAACAAGCACGGCAUCUGUGUGAUCGACAACUUCCUCGGUGAGGAUAUCGGUCGCACUAUUCUGGAGGACGUGCAGGCGCUUUACCUGACCGGCGGCUUCACGGACGGCCAGCUGGUCAGUCAGAGGAGCGACUCGUCUAAGGACAUUCGAGGGGAUAAGAUCACCUGGGUGGAGGGGAAAGAGCCCGGCUGCGAGAGGAUAGCGUUUCUCAUGAGCCGCAUGGACGAGCUGAUCCGAUACUGUAACGGAAAACUGGGCGACUACAGGAUCAAUGGGAGGACGAAAGCAAUGGUGGCGUGUUACCCUGGUGAUGGGACAGGAUAUGUACGGCAUGUGGAUAACCCAAACGGUGAUGGGAGAUGUGUCACAUGCAUAUAUUACCUGAAUAAAAACUGGGAUGCCAAGAAACACGGUGGCCUUUUGCGGAUCUUUCCGGAGGGAACUGCUCAGUUUGCAGACAUUGAGCCCAAGUUUGACAGACUUUUGCUCUUCUGGUCAGACAGACGGAACCCACAUGAGGUCCAGCCGGCUCAUGCCACAAGGUAUGCUAUUACGGUGUGGUAUUUUGACGCCGAUGAACGAGCUCGAGCUAAAGAGAAAUAUCUAACAGGUGCAGGUGAAAGGGGUGUGAAAGUGGAGCUAAACAAGCCAUCUGAGCCCAGCUAGUGAACAAGGGAUGAAUAAAAAAAACAAAAGAGUGUGCAGGGUUGGACCUCUGGAGUGUUGCUGCCUGCUGCUGAGAGAUGAUGAGCAGAGAGGAAGUGACUACUUCUCUUGCUCACCUCUCCAUCUGUCAUCUAGAAGGGGCUUCUCAUAGGGACUCUGGAUGUGAUGGAGCUGUGAAGACAGAUGUGAAUUAACAUGCUUUGUGUUUCCUUAAUGAAGAAUGCUGGCUUACAUGAGCACAGGACGGACAUCAAACUAAACUUAAGAGUGUGUGUGUGUGUGUGUCUGUGCGUGCACUUGUGUUCAAUACAAGUUUAAUUUGAGCUAUAACCUCUACAUUUCCCUGCCAUCAGCUUUGCACAUGUGUUAAUAAAGGUACAGGUUUGUUUGGCAAUGCUGCAAAGUGCGUACACAGAAAAACCAUUUUCAAGGUUAUAAGCUCGGUGUGAUGCGUUAUUCUGCUUGUAAGCCACUGUAAUUAUUUGAUUUGUGUUUUUGUAUGGCUCGUAAUACCAUUUUCCAGGGACUCCUAAUUGGAGCGUGCUUCUUUAUCGCGGCUUGCACCUGUUGCUUAGUAACCAGGUGCAUCGCUGGAUCGUCUUUGCCAGUAAUCAGCGAUAUGUCUGUUGUUGCAGACCGUAACGUCUCUCCAUCUUAUGCCAAACUUGACACCUCAUGUCUGUCUUAACAGUUCUGAGUUUUAAAUAAAAAAAUCAGGUUUCCUAAA